CCAAGGGGCUCUCCCCGAAACCGCUGCCUUGAGGGGCAGCCGAUAGGUGAGCGAACGAGAAGCGCAUUGUGGAGCAGAUCCCAAGGCCACAUCGUCCCCACCGACGCUCCCGUUCGUGUGGCGUGUGUGGAGCAGAUCUCGGCUGUGUGCAUGAGAGUCUCAUGACGGCUCUUCCACUGGCACAGUGUGGCGUGUGUUUUGAGGACUACCACCACGAGGAUACCGACAGGCAGCCUCAGGUGCUGUCGCGAUGCGGUGAGUGAGGAACACACACAGGCAGUCAAGCAAAGGUUCUGAAAAGGAGGGAGGGGUGUUCUUUUGUAUGUGUUUCAUGCGCCCACCCAUCCGUCUGUCAGGUCACUCGUUCUGCGCGGCGGUACACACACACGACAGGCAGACAGACAGACGGCUUUCAUAUCUAAAUGAGGGGCUCGUGCGUGUUUGGUCGCUGUCCGUCUGUUGUGUGUCUGCAGUGUGUCCGGGGCCUCAUUCGCAACCAUCCUCAUGACCGCCGCGCGGCUGUCUGCCCAAUCUGCAAGCACGCCAACCAACCAACCAACCACUGUGCUCACAACUGUGUAUGUGCAUUUCUGUCAAUCAGGCGAGAGACUUCACAGUCUGAUGUGCACAUCAACUACGACCUCCGUGACAUCGUGCAGCAGCUGCGGACGGCCACUGCGGCAGCACCGGCACCGGCACCCAGCAACACGACACACUCGACACCCCCUGCUGUCCCUCCGACUGGCCAAGAAGCACCCCUCACGGCUCGCCAGCGGCAGGAGGCCGCCGACUAUGCCUUAGCGCUGCAGCUGUCCAACGAAAUCAAUGACACAGACCCGCCGAGCAAUCAGACGUGAGCAGCCCCUGCCUCUCUGCCUUACUAACCUCAAUCAGGAUGGUCGUUGGCUUUGCGUCUGUUCUGUGUAUGUGUGUGUCGUUGGCAGUCCCUUCAUUGGCGGCGGCGCUCCUCUCCGUCGUCGGACCGGCACACUGCCAUCGUCUGGCUAUCCAUAUGAGGUGGUGCAGGAGGGCACCGGCAGAGUGCCCACACUCAACGACCGCGUGAAGUACGACCGGAUCUGGUGGGGUGAUGCAUUCGACGGUCGGGACAAAGUCUACGAUGACCGUGGGCGGGUGUGGCGUGUGUAUGAUCGGUAUUACUGGUUGAAUGAGGCGUUGCUGGAGAUGAGGGUGGGGGAGGUCAGGCAGAUCACAAUGCCAUACGGCGCCCCCUACCGUCAGUUGCGUUUGGUCAGCAUAGAGUAGGGGAGAGUCCACACACACACACAGGUGGGGCCGGCUGUGUGUGUCACACUUUGAGCGAGUGAUGUUCCGUGCCUGGGUGUGAACGGGGUCACAACGCCGUUGUGAUGUAUAUGGCGGGUGUGUGACGUUCGUCUCGGAAUGUCUGUGUGCCCUUCUGCCUUUAUCCUACCGGGUCAGCUGUAAGUGGGCCGGUCGGCCGCUGGCUGGCGGCGACACACGAGUGUUCAGUGUUCUGUGACAGAAAGGCAGAGAGGCAGACGGCCGCUCAGCCACACAGACAGACAGGUACAAUGCAUCUGCUGGUUUGUGCCUUUCCGUCGCUGUGUCUGUGUGUGGUCGCUGCCUUUGUCGCGUGUGAGUCUGUCAGCCGCUGGCGGCCCUUUCUGUCUGCCGCGAGUGUGCGUGGCGUUUGCAAGAGGGGCUUUAUUUCUCUCCCCGUUGUGGUGGUCUGCACCAGACACCUCAUGCGCAUGACUUCCUAAUGACACGCAGCGAUGGCCAUUGGCUUCAUCUCGUGGCAUCGUGGUGGCUCGGUGUGACUUAAAUGCUGUGGUCGUGUUUGCUCGCUUAUGACAGGCAGCGAUGACCACAUUGGCGUUGUUUCUUGGCAUUCAAGGUGGCUUGGUGUUAAACUGCUGCACACCUUUGUCUUGCUGGGUGUCUGUCUGGUGGUCUCUUGGGGCUGCCAGUGGAUGGUCUGCUGACGGCUUCUCUGUCUGCGAUUGUCGGCCGGCAGAGAGGGCGUCAGCAGGUCGACGCUCAGCCACGAGAGACCACAUAGACAGACACAACACAUUCAUGCUGGUUGAGUGUGGAGAGGAUGACUGACUCGUGUGGGAUUCUGUGAGUGAACCGUGAGGUCCUCCCUGUCGGGUGCACUCGGUGGGCGGUGUUCUGCUUUGAGUGCUUUGUCGACGUCUGCAGACGGCCUCUCUGUCUGUGGUCGACCUGGCAGAGAGACCGUCCGCCGAGGGGGACUUAGCCAAGAGAGAACACCGACCAUUCACAGACGCAUGAGGGGUGUCUUGACGAUUUCUGUCUGUCGGGAUGGGGGGGGAGGGCAUGGAAGGGUCUCAAUGUCUCUGUUCGGCUGCCUUUUUUCUCCCGGGUGGGUCGUUGGUGGGUCGGUGGGUGGCUGGCUGGAGACGACUCGUGUGUGACGGAGAUAGACAAAAGGACAUCCACUCGGUUCACACGAACGUGCGUCUGCACUGCUCGAGAUGAUUUUUCUCUCAACACAGCUCACGGCAGCUUUUUGUGUGCCGUGGGUGUGGCCGUGGCCGUGCCUGUCGUUUGUCAAGAGAGGCUUUAUUUCUCUCCCCGUUAUGCGCGUGUAUGUGAGCUGUUAUUCUACGCCACAAGCUUCCAUGACUGACCCAGAUGGGCAAUACCUCCCGACUGCACGCGCGAUGCGUUGAAUGGGCUGGCGAGAAGAGAGGCAGACUGUCUGUGCGGGAGUGAGGAUAUCAUGCCGCUGUCAUGUGCAUGGCGGGUGUGUCUGUGUCAUGUUCUCUUCGUGCUAAGUCCUGUACGUCAGAUCCACCAGCCCACGGACAUCAAUGCAUCCUGCACGUGUGAAUGGUUGAUGUUUUUCUCUCGGCUAAGUCCCGCUCGCCAGACGGCUUCUCUGUCUGUGGUCGACCGCAGACAGAGACACCGUCAGCCGAGGGGGACUUAGCCAACAGAGAACAACACAGACCAUGCACAGCCGCAUAGAGCGGUGUCUUACGGUUUUUGUCUGUCGGGAUUGGCAAAUGAGUGCAGACAUUUAUUCAUUCGACAUCUGAUCAACCGAUGAGUCUCCCACUAACUAUAAUGACAUCCGCCGUUACUCAAUUACCGACAAAAUUCCCUUACUCCUUUGCUGGGUCAUUCAAAGGCAACUGUGUGUGAGUUUGAUCCCCGAGUAUUUGGGCCGGGGCUUAGCAAGGGAGAACACCAACCAAUCGCACUCACUUUGGC
Messenger RNA from Vitrella brassicaformis, 3228 nucleotides. NCBI's taxonomy places the organism in Eukaryota, Vitrellaceae. The record is from the annotation of a GenBank genome assembly.